AUGGCACACCGUUUGUUCAACAUACCGAUGGAAAACAGUGAGUUUGAAAGCGAAAAAGAAAGGAUUUUAUUGGCGGCCAAUCUGAACGGUUAUGACGAAAAAUUCGUGUAUAAAAUCCUACGCAAACACGAAAGAAAAAGGUUCCGAAGUAAUGCCACCACUUUCAAACCAGAAAAGGAAGAAUCCCAAAGGGUCAGUUUGCCGUUCCACCCACCACUGACCAAUGGCAUUCGGAAGAUCCUCUCCAACCACGGUUUGAAAGUGGCUUACAAAAGUUCCAACACCCUAAAAGAUUGUUUGGUUUCACUAAAGGAUAAGGUGCCUCCGGAGGAAAGAUCUGGUAUCUACGAGAUACCUUGCGAGGCCUGCCCGGCGGUCUAUAUUGGCCAAACAAGGCGCAAAUUUAAAACACGGAUAAAGGAGCAUAAAAACGCCGUAGAAAACAACAGAUCCAACGAAUCCAGUGUAGCCGCCCAUGCAUCAGAAUUCAACCAUUCCAUAGAUUGGGAAAAAUUCAAAAAAUGUGUUCGAAAAGCGUCACAUUUAAAUGCCUGGGAAUCGAUGUACAUCACGACUUCAGAGAGGCCUUUAAUGAACGAGGAUGACGCGCCUAUCAUUUCGCCGCUUUUCAACUUGGCAAACAAAAAUGUAUAA
Molecule: messenger RNA, 654 nt
Organism: Uranotaenia lowii
Lineage: Eukaryota; Metazoa; Arthropoda; Insecta; Diptera; Culicidae
Exons: 1
Coding region: 1-654 (217 amino acids)
Source: RefSeq, a predicted model, not a curated record